GAGAGCGCGGGCUGGAGGCGAGUCGCGCUCCCGGAACCGCCGCCGCUGCCGGAUUGACUUUUCUGUACAUUUUUGGAUGUUUGUGUCCCCGUUGGAGCCUCGGCUGCAGAUUAAUUUUGGAAAAUGCCAAGCAGGAAAUUUGCUGAUGGUGAGGUAGUAAGAGGACGUUGGCCUGGGAGUUCACUUUAUUAUGAAGUGGAGGUACUUAGCCAAGAUAGCAAAUCCCGUCUUUAUACUGUGAAAUACAAAGAUGGAACUGAACUUGAAUUGAAAGAGAGUGAUAUAAAGCCUUUAACAUCAUUUAGGCAAAGGAAAAGUGGCUCUUCCUCUAGUUCUCCUUCCAGACGUCGGGGAAGUCGAUCUCGUUCUCGAUCUCGCUCCCCUGGCCGUCCCCCAAAAAGCAUACGUCGUUCUGCUUCCCAGCAUGCAGAGAUUAAAGACAAGAAAGAAAUUGUGGAAAUCAACUUGUGUCCAUUGAAACAAAGUGGAAACAGCAUUAGCAGAUACAAUGGUAAACCUGACCGGAUAGGAAGGAAUGACGUAUCUCACAGAAACAUUCAGGACAAACCUUAUUUGUCACAAGAAAGCAGCUAUCUGGCUACACAGUAUAGCCUUCGCCCAAGAAAAGAAGAGAUCAGAUUUGAAGAAAUAAUUUCUCAAGAAGAGAGAAAUGUUGUAAAAGAACCAAAAUCAGUAAAAAUUUUUGAAAUAACAGCUACAGAACCAGAGGACUUAGAGUUUGGAGGAGGGUUUGGAGCUUUUUCCAUUAUGAUUGGUCUGCCGGUUAUGCUCUUUAUGUUGUUGUUGAUGUGCAGAGAAAAAGAUCCCAGUCUUGUGAAUCUUCCUCCUCCUUUGCCACCUUUGGCUAGUUUUUGGGAAACCAGAGUGUUUGGAGUCUGUCUGCUCUGGUUUUUUCUCCAAGCCCUCUUCCACCUCCUGCCAGUUGGAAAGGUAGUAGAAGGAACACCUCUUUAUGAUGGAAGAAGAUUAAAAUAUAGAUUAAACGGAUUCUAUGCUUUUAUUCUGACAUCUGUAAUCAUUGGAAUAUCUCUGUACUGGGGGAUAGAGCUCUGUUAUGUGUAUGAUCACUUCCUUCAGUUUGCAGUUGCGGCUACGGUUUUUUCUGUAGCCUUGAGCAUUUAUCUCUAUGUCCGGUCCUUGAAAGCAUCCAAAGAGGAGCUAUCUCCAGGAAAAUCAGGAAAUAUUGUCUAUGAUUUCUUUAUUGGCCGUGAAUUAAAUCCACGAAUUGGACAUUUUGACCUCAAAUAUUUCUGUGAAUUGCGUCCAGGAUUGAUUGGUUGGGUUGUUAUUAAUUUAAUAAUGCUUUUGGCAGAGAUGAAAGUCCAACAGCGUGAAACCCCAUCUUUAGCAAUGAUAUUGGUUAAUAGUUUCCAGCUUUUAUAUGUGGUGGAUGCACUUUGGAAUGAGGAGGCUUUGUUGACAACUAUGGACAUUAUACAUGAUGGAUUUGGGUUCAUGUUAGCAUUUGGAGAUUUGGUGUGGGUGCCAUUUGUCUAUAGCCUACAAGCCUUUUAUUUAGUCAGUCAUCCUAAUGAAGUUUCUUGGCUUUUUGCAUCCGUUAUUAUUGCUUUAAAAUUUUCAGGAUAUACAGUAUUUCGUUGUGCAAACUCUCAGAAAAAUGCAUUUCGGAAAAAUCCCGAUGAUCCUAAUUUGGCACAUCUGAAAAUUAUUCAUACUUCAAGUGGAAAGAAUCUUCUAGUGUCUGGUUGGUGGGGUUUUGUUCGACAUCCUAACUACUUGGGUGAUCUCAUUAUGGCUCUGUCUUGGUCUCUACCAUGUGGUUUUAAUCAUAUCUUACCAUAUAUCUACGUGAUUUAUUUCACCAUCUUGCUUAUCCACCGAGAAGCUCGUGAUGAACACCAGUGUAAGAAGAAAUAUGGUUUGGCAUGGGAAAAGUACUGUCAACGUGUGCCAUAUCGUAUAUUUCCAUACAUUUACUAAUAAGCUCUUUUGUUUCAGACUUUUAAAUGCUUCUGCAGUUCUAGCUUCCUUGCAAACAAAACAUACCUCUUAUCUUCCCAUUGGGUCUGUAGGUAUUUUGUUUUUUGUUUGUUUUGUUUUCUAAAGAAAUGCAUAGUAGAACAAAUAGUGAGUCAUAAAUAUGUAAGAAAUAAGUUUGUCAAGUCAAGUUAGGUUUGUUCACCAUUUAGUCACUGAAAUUAGCCAGAAUUUUCACAUAAUUUGUUUUAAUAAACUUAAGGGCAAAAAAAAUCAGAGUACAGAUAUUUGAAUUAGCUUUUUAAUGGAAAUUUUCCUAUUCCUAAGAUAUGAAAAGAGGACAGUCUUGUGGCAAAUACACCAAACAGAAAUGAAAUAUUUGAUUUCUGGACUAGGUUCCUAGCUUUUCAGAUUUGCAUUUCUGGUUUGAACAGUUGAUUUCAUUAUUCAAAAAUAGAAAUGAUUGUGUUUGACUCAGUUUCAGAGUAUGUUUAACAGCUAGUUACAUUUUUGUUUCAUCAGUUAGGAUAGGAUUUUUAUUAAUUACAGUUUAAGUGUAUUAUUUACUAGUUCCUUGAGUUAAAAUUAAAAUCUCUUCUGUGUUCAGUGCUGGAUACCAAGAUAUGAGGAAGUAGUGAUUUAGUAAUAGGCCCUGCAGAAAAGAAAAAAAAAGUAAAAAAAAAGUAAUACCUUGCUUACUUACAAUUCUAAAAUUACUUAAAAAUGUAAAUACAUAGCUUUCUUUAUGUAUAAUAUGGUGACUUCAUAUUUUUUUCUGUACAGUAUUUUGAAUGUGAGGUGCAGUUGCUUAUUUAGGACCAGGAAUAUCUUUUAACAAAAAAAAUUUUCAGUAUUUUUUAAUUAUACUUUUAUGAAAGUUUUAUAAAGUAAUGUAUUGAUAUGAAAUUAAAGUUUUUUAAACAAUCUGAGUUCACUUAAAUAUCGCAUUGGAAAAUGCUAUGAAAAUAUAGGGAUUGUAAUUUUAAUCCAAAGUUUGUGAAUUUGGCUUUGCUACCUCAAUUAUAGGUUCUCAGUUGCCUUUUAUACUAUUACAAAUAAGUAAAAAUAGCUUGGACAUAUAUAUUUAUAUAUUUUUGGAAUAACAUCACUAUUUAAACAUUUUUUACGUGAACCUGUGGUUGAAAACUUGCCAUUUUGGAGUAAUAUUUUUGUAUAUUUUUGACUUUUGUAAUUAAACACUGUAUUUGCUACUGUUAAUUUUUGCAGUUUAUACUGUAUUUUGUGUAUCCAAUAGCUACAAAUUCUACUUCAUUGCUGUGAUUUUGUUUUUAAAAUUGUUAUUUUUCACCUUUGGGAACCUCAUCUGCAGAUGAGUUGAACACGUUCAAAAUGUAUUUCUUCUUUGAUUUUAUUAGAUGUGUGUUUUUAUGAAGCAUAAAAUCUGCCUUAAAAUUUACUUAAAUUUAUAGGGGUCCAUUAUUAGCUGUCAAUGGUGAAAUGGUAGCAAAGUCAUAAAAUGUGAAAGGAUUUCUAUUAAAAUGAGAUUUUUGUGUUAAAAGUUAAA
Vombatus ursinus (common wombat) is the source of this 3484-nucleotide messenger RNA. Its product is annotated as lamin-B receptor-like. Bases 124 to 1962 code for a protein of 612 amino acids. Gene Ontology annotation, cellular component: nuclear inner membrane. The transcript has 14 exons. Lineage: Eukaryota; Metazoa; Chordata; Mammalia; Diprotodontia; Vombatidae. The record is from RefSeq and is a predicted model, not a curated record. Gene Ontology annotation, biological process: sterol biosynthetic process. Gene Ontology annotation, molecular function: oxidoreductase activity, acting on the CH-CH group of donors, NAD or NADP as acceptor.